Molecule: messenger RNA, 2136 nt
Organism: Cynoglossus semilaevis (tongue sole)
Lineage: Eukaryota; Metazoa; Chordata; Actinopteri; Pleuronectiformes; Cynoglossidae
Gene: osgepl1
Product: O-sialoglycoprotein endopeptidase-like 1
Exons: 7
Coding region: 174-1397 (407 amino acids)
Biological process (GO): tRNA threonylcarbamoyladenosine modification
Cellular component (GO): mitochondrion
Source: RefSeq, a predicted model, not a curated record
UUCCAGUGACACGACCGGAAAAAACCGGAAACUUCCUGCUUGAUGUCCUAAACUUAAGGGUUAGGGUUUUAGUCUUCGGUGUAUUUUGUACUGAUGUUAUUAACGUCGUGUAUCUGUCGGUGUUGACACAGACCAGAUGUAAAGUCUGUCUGAGGUCUGUGGCCGUUUUCAAAAUGUUUUCUUCUAAACUGAGUCAUGCAAAGAAGCUGCUCCGGGUCGGACACACACUCCGAGGAGGGAGAGCCUCCUCAUCGACGCUGGUGUUGGGCAUCGAGACGAGCUGUGAUGACACUGGAGCGGCCGUGCUGGAUGAGACCGGCAGGAUACUAGGAGAGAGUCUGCAUUCACAGAAAGAAGUACAUCUGAGGAGCGGAGGCAUCAUUCCCAUCGUGGCACAAAAGCACCACAAACAAAACAUAGAGCGUGUGGUCCAGGAGGCGUUGGACAGAAGUGGCGUCGACCCGAGCCAGCUGGCAGCCGUGGCGACUACGGUGAAGCCGGGCUUGGCUCUAAGUCUGGGCAUCGGCCUGGAGUUUAGCCAGAGGUUUGUGAGGCGACAUGACAAACCCUUCAUACCCAUCCAUCACAUGGAAGCUCAUGCCCUGACUGUCAGGAUGCUGCAUCCUGUGAAUUUUCCCUUUCUGGUUCUGCUGGUUUCUGGCGGCCACUCGCUGCUCGCAGUGGCCAGAGGAGUGGACGACUUCCUGCUGCUGGGUCACACUCUGGAUGAAGCUCCAGGAGAUACGCUGGACAAAGUGGCUCGACGUUUGUCCCUCAUCAAACACCCAGAAUGCUCCACCCUCAGUGGAGGACAGGCUAUAGAACAUCUGGCAAAGACUGGAGACAGAAAAAAGUUUGUCUUCACGACACCUAUGGGUCAAGUCCACGACUGCUGCUUUUCUUUCGCAGGUUUAAGAAAUCAAGUAUCGAUGACUGUAAUGAAAAAGGAAGCGGAGGAAGGUAUAGAACAGGGAACGUUGUUGUCGUGUGUGAAUGACAUCGCCGCUGGUGUUCAGUACACCGUGGCCUCUCAUCUCGCCAAACGUACCCACCGUGCCAUCUUGUUCUGUAAGACACGUGGUCUGCUGCCGUCUCCCAGGCCCACUCUGGUUCUGUCUGGAGGAGUUGCCAGUAACCAGUACAUCAGAAGGACUUUGUCAGUCAUUGCGGAGAAGACUGGUCUGGACCUGGUCUGUCCUCCAGCCCAGUUCUGCACCGACAAUGGUGUCAUGAUCGCUUGGAACGGCGUGGAACGUCUGAGAGAAGGGAAAGGAAUUCUGCCUCCUGACGUAGACGUUUUCUACGAGCCGAGGUCUCCACUAGGGGUCGAUAUGACAGCGGAGGUGAGGGCAGCAAAGAUCAGUUUGCGUUCAGUCAAGAUCAAGGUCCCUGACUGACUCUGACUCUGCUUCAGUCCUGGGUUCAAAGUUCAAACUCCUGGUGUAAAUGUAUGAACUGGUUUGAUCCAUUUUUAAAAAAAUUAAAUCACUGUUAACAUUGUUGUCAACUUAAAUGAUGCAUCUGGAGUGGUACGAUUCCCAUCUGCCGUACAGAAGGUUCUGGGUUCGAUUCCGUCCUAGGGUGUGAUUUCUCUGACUCACCACUGUGUGGAGCACCUCUGUGACUUGUCCCAGUCAUCCACUGGUAAUUAUAAAAUAAUCUGACAUUUAAAGAUGCGUAAAUGAAUAGGUUCAUUUCAGGGAGUUCGUAUUGUAAAUACAUCCCAUCACUGUUGAACAUUUAAAACCUGAAUAUUUUCAUUUAGAAAAAUUAGGGAUGUCCCAUUAACUUUUUACCGUUAUCCGAUAUUGACUUAAUUUCUGAUUCCAAUAUCAACCAUACCAAUGUGGCGUGGCAGUGGUGGCCUAGUGGUUAAGGAAGUGAAGUGCAGCCUGCUCACUAAGGUGAUGGGUUAAAGCAGUGUUUGUCAAUUAUUUGCCAUGCCCUCUUUAUCUGUACAAAUCACGCAGCAUAAACACAGGAAAUACUGGACAACAACGAGCGUUUUACUGCAGUGUUCACUCUAACACAGGGUCGGGUUGAAAACAACAACAUUAAAACUAAUCACAGUCAGAAGUGUAACGACCUAAGAACGAGAACCAAACAGAUGACAGGACGGGUGACGGGAGUGGGCGU